AUGAAUAGAGCAGAUGGACUCUUGGAAUACAUGAACUUUUGGGGAAAAUCCCGAUUCAAAGUUGCAAAAAAUUUUUUAUCUGGAAUGUUGAAACAGACAUCCAAGAGUCGCAUAGCUAUUGUGGUUUACGAUGAAAGUCCAACCUUAUUAUUCGGCUUCUGCAAUGGUAUCACAAGUAAAGAACGAAACCUGUUGCGGGAUUGCGCACUGGCACCUAAGGAAGCUGCAACACAUACAUAUGAUGCUUAUGAAUGGUGUGUAAAGUUUUUGAAAACAACAGCGAAAGGUGCAACAGUAGCUAGAAUAAAUGUUCUCACAGAUGGUGGUGAUAAAAAAAGUUUAGCACAAAACAUUCAAAAGUACCAAGCGCUCAAUUUGAAACACGCAUUAUCUUUGCAAAUUCAUACUACUUAUUUUCAUUUGUCAGACAGUAAUGAUGGAUCAAGAGAAUUGUGUGAUGGUCUUAACUGGGAAUAUCAUCGAUUACGUGAAGACAAUAUUGAUGAAAAAAUAAAUGGAGCCCUUCAACGCCGUUCAGCUGACAUACAACUUCUUGAAGCGAACAAACACAAAACGAUCGAACAACAGUUGAAUAAUGCACCAUCAGUACCUAGUGAUAUCCCGUUGGGAUUUACUCCACCCCCAUCAGUUGACCAGCGUAAAAAGGUGUUGGAAGCAGCAUGA
Messenger RNA from Didymodactylos carnosus, 684 nucleotides. Lineage: Eukaryota; Metazoa; Rotifera; Eurotatoria; Philodinida; Philodinidae. The record is from the annotation of a GenBank genome assembly.